Molecule: messenger RNA, 2944 nt
Organism: Diospyros lotus (date-plum)
Lineage: Eukaryota; Viridiplantae; Streptophyta; Magnoliopsida; Ericales; Ebenaceae
Product: xyloglucan glycosyltransferase 4
Exons: 4
Coding region: 573-2567 (664 amino acids)
Cellular component (GO): Golgi apparatus
Molecular function (GO): glycosyltransferase activity
Source: RefSeq, a predicted model, not a curated record
GGUUUGAAACCCUCAAAAGUCGAUUAUCUGCUUUGACUCUCAUUCCCAUCUUCCAUUCACCUUCGUAGCUUAAUCUACCCAAAGGCUGUCUCUUUCUGGGAUUUGAUAAUGGAGCUAUAGGCCUCUGCAAAUUUUAUAGCAAUAUAGUUUUUUCUUGCUUUUAUACUAUGGCUGAACCUUCCAUUCUCUCACCUCCCACGCAAAGAAACUUCUCUCUCUCUUUCCGCGUUCAUUAUUACUGCCUCCCCCAGGCUUAGCUAGCUCCCUGAAGCAAGCAUAUUCUCUAGGACUUGCACAAACGGUGGCACCAGCCAUGUUUGACUUUAAAUGUUUAUUCCACUGAACAAGUUCCUCACUUUCCAUCUGAAUUUCCGGGCUAGUCACCAUUCUGUUAUGCUGAGAUCCAGGUUCUGGCACUGUUUCUUCUCUUAUCUUUCUUCCUCAUUCAUGGUUCCCGGGAGAAUCGGUAACUGAUUUCCCUCUCGGAUCAAUUUCAACCCAUUGCUCUAUUGCUGAAGUUCUCAUCUGGGUUGGCUUUGGUUUCUCGGGAGAUUGAAUCCAGCGGAAGGAAUAUGGCGUCCAAUUCGGUUGUAGUCACGGUGGAGAAGCCAUUAUUACAGACAGGUGGUGGUGGUGGUGGUUCAUUGGCUGCUGUUCCUGAUAAACAGAAAGCCUCGAGGCCUAAGCAAUUCACAUGGGUUCUUUUCCUGAGAGCUUACAGAGCUCUGGCUUGCAUUUCUUGGCUGGCAAUGGGGCUGCCGGCCAUCUUUGCUUCGGUUAAGAAACGCGUCGCUUUGUCUGAUAUGAGCGAAGAAGAAGAAGAGCCCCAAAACAAAGGGAGGUUGUACAGAUUCCUCAGGGCUUGUCUUGCCAUUUCAACUGUGGCUUUGGCAAUAGAAAUCGUUGCCCAUUUCAAGAAAUGGAACUUGAAUCUGAUCCAUCCAUGGGAGAUUCAGGGAAUUGUGCAGUGGUCUUACAUGGCUUGGCUGUCCUUCAGAGUUGAUUAUGUUGCCCCUUUUGUCAUCAUGCUUUCCAGAUUCUGCAUUGUGCUUUUCAUGAUUCAAUCCCUCGAUCGGCUAGUGCUCUGCAUUGGCUGUUUUUGGAUGAAGUGGAAGAAGCUGAAGCCUGUGAUUGAAGGAGAAGAAUAUGAUGUUGAGGAUCCGUCAAGUUUCCCAAUGGUUCUUGUUCAGAUUCCCAUGUGCAAUGAAAGAGAGGUAUAUGAGCAAUCAAUCUCUGCUGUCUGUCAGUUGGAUUGGCCCAAGAACAGAUUUCUGGUCCAGGUCCUAGAUGAUUCAGACGAUGAAAAUUUACAGAAUCUAAUAAGAAAUGAAGUUUUCUCAUGGAAACAAAAAGGUGUGAACAUCAUCUACAGACAUAGAUUCAUCAGAACAGGGUACAAAGCUGGGAACCUUAAAUCGGCCAUGGCCUGUGACUAUGUCAAGGACUAUGAGUUUGUUGCAAUUUUUGAUGCUGAUUUUCAGCCAAAUCCUGAUUUUCUUAAACAGACAGUACCUCACUUCAAGGAAAAUCCUGAGUUAGGCCUUGUACAAGCUCGCUGGUCAUUCGUAAACAAGGAUGAGAACUUGCUCACGAGGCUUCAAAAUAUCAACCUGUGCUUCCAUUUCGAGGUGGAGCAGCAAGUCAAUGGCUUGUUUCUCAACUUCUUUGGAUUCAAUGGAACUGCAGGAGUCUGGAGGAUUAAGGCCUUAGAGGAAUCUGGAGGCUGGCUUGAAAGAACAACAGUAGAGGAUAUGGACAUUGCAGUCCGAGCUCAUCUACACGGGUGGAAAUUCAUUUUCCUCAAUGACGUGAGAGUGCUUUGUGAAUUGCCCGAGUCUUAUGAAGCGUACAAGAAGCAGCAGCAUCGUUGGCAUUCAGGGCCAAUGCAACUGUUUAGAUUAUGCCUUUCUUCCAUCCUGACCUCCAAGAUAUCAAUCUGGAAGAAGGCCAACUUGAUAUUUCUCUUCUUUCUUCUGAGGAAACUGAUACUUCCCUUCUACUCAUUCACACUAUUCUGUAUCAUACUCCCGUUGACAAUGUUCAUACCUGAGGCAGAAUUGCCUCUCUGGGUAGUUUGCUACGUCCCGGUAUUCAUGUCCUUUCUGAACAUUCUCCCAAGCCCAAAAUCUUUCCCAUUCUUGAUACCAUACCUACUCUUCGAGAACACCAUGUCUGUCACAAAAUUCAAUGCCAUGGUAUCAGGGCUAUUCCAGCUGGGAAGUGCUUAUGAAUGGGUAGUGACGAAGAAGACGGGGAGGUCAUCGGAGUCUGACUUAUUAGCCCUUGUGGAGAGGGAGUCAAUAACCUCAAAUCAAGAGAAAAUCCCGAGGAGGCUCUCUGAAUCUGGUUUAGAAAUGUUCACAAAACUGCAGGAAAAAGAGGCUGCUCCAGUUGUAAAGAAGAGAAACAGGCUGUACAGGAAGGAGCUUGCUCUUGCUUUUCUCCUACUCACUGCUGCUGCAAGAAGCCUGUUAUCUGCUCAUGGCCUUCAUUUCUACUUCUUGCUCUUCCAAGGCUUGUCUUUCCUUGUUGUUGGCUUGGACCUAAUUGGGGAGCAGAUGAGCUGAAACAUAAGACCUAAUACACUAUCUCCAUAUGUUCAAAGGCUAUAUAAGGUUUUCAGAAGUUGCAGUUCUGUUCUGUUGAAGGACUGCUCUUCAUCAUGCUAGAGUUGGGUUGGAGAUGGUGAUUUGAUUUCCGUAGAUGAUGAGCCUUUUUCUCCAGUGAAAACUAUCAGGCAAGAGACAAAACACAGCAGAAGAGUUUAUUCUUUGAUUGUAUAAUAAUUUCAUACAAACUUUACAAUUAUAUUGGAAGUUCCAAGUUCAUAAUGUCCAAAGCUUCAAAUUGUUUACCCCAUAAAUAUACACAACUGUCUGUGUGGAGAAGAAACCUGUAAUCAUUUCACUAAAGCAUCAAUGAAGGAUACAAUUAAUGUUUUUCA